AUGGACCCGAGAGCCCAGAACUCGCCCCAGUUUUUGCGCUUCUCGCCUAUUGCGUCGCUUCCCGCGUCACUGGCCCCUUUAGCCGCUCCCGUUCACACCCUCCCAAACUCAGCCCAGCCUCUUCCUCCUCUCCCACCCCCUCUGACCGUUUGUCCCACCCUAUCCACCCAUCCCCCCCCAAAUCAUCUCUCCUCUGGGCCCCUGGUCUGUUUUUCCUGGUCUUUUCAUUGCAGUGGCUGGUGUGAACCCAGCGGCCUUGCGCUCUCCCUCUCCGGCUCUUGA
Messenger RNA from Penicillium chermesinum, 282 nucleotides. RefSeq lists its product as uncharacterized. The record is from RefSeq and is a predicted model, not a curated record. The transcript has a single exon. Bases 1 to 282 code for a protein of 93 amino acids. NCBI's taxonomy places the organism in Eukaryota, Fungi, Ascomycota, Eurotiomycetes, Eurotiales, Aspergillaceae.